AUGGCCGGUAUUGACGUGCCACAAGCAAUAUUCAAUCAAAUAGAUGUGAACAGAGAUGGGGUAAUUGAUCCGACGGAAUUCCACCAAUGGGCUAAUGGUGCGAAUGCCACACGAGGAGCUUCCGGCCGCUCAUUCGCAGGUUAUGAUGGAUCAUCAAAUUAUGAAGCAUCAUCAUCAUAUAGCGGUGGUCCGUUCGCUGGAGACGCAGGCUACUAUACGGCUGGCGCCAGUUUAGGUGGAACUGGCUACUCAGGCUAUGAUUCUUCAGUAUCCUACUUGAAUGGAUAUGAUGGUGGUGUCGGCUAUAAUACGUCAGCUUUAUAUGGUGGUAGCCACGAUGGAGGUUAUGGCUCUCACACAACCAGUGGCUGGGCAACAGAUGCCCAAGGUUUGUAUCAAGAUUCAAAUCCGCAAAUCAUUCGACGACCAGCACCAGGUGGAGGAGUAACAUACAAACAAAAUAUUCUUGUUCGAUUCUUACAACCACCACCAGUUCCACCUCCAGGCCCACUCAUCAUCAAAGAAGUUAGACCACCACAACCACCAGCGCCACCCCCACUUCGCAUCAGACAACGAGCUCCACCUCUUCGAAGCUUGCCUCCACUCGUUCUUCGUGAACGACCACCACUACCACCUCUACCAAUUCAAAGCCAACUAGUCAUUCGUCGUUUGGCUGCAUUACCGGUUCCACCACGUUCAGUUAUUAUUGAACGUCUUCCACCUCUUCCACCAAAACCACGUGAUGUCAUCAUCGAAAGAUGGCUCCCGUACGGACGUCGAGCACGACGCCGCGUCAUACUUCAACGAGCCGGUCCUGCAAGAUUAUACCCGCGACCAAGAAAUAUCGUCAUUCAAUAUGAACCAAUUCAAGCUCAAGUCGUCAGACAAUUUCAACGACUUGGAGUGCAAGCGGAAAAUCCCCACCAUUACGUUCAACGUUAUGGUAGUUCUCUUAGAGAUUCCUUCAGUUUGCUGCAAGAAGCGAGACACGCUGGUGUUGUCGAAGAUAUCUCACCGCCUGGAGUAGUUGGAACUGGGUAUGCAGGCACAAAUACAUAUUAUGGUGGUCUCGCCCAAACCUAUGCAGACGCUUAUGGCAUACCAUCUGUUUACGACUGGGGAACUGCUGGAGACGGCUACUAUGCAGGAUUGCAUUCUUCCCAAUCCAGAUAUGAUUCUGGUUACACCGAAGGUUACGAUGGUGGACAAUAUUUAUCGUCAUCAUUGUACGAAUCUGGAUUAUAUGGUGGCGGCAAUGGAGUAUCGUCAGCAAAUGGAUUUGAUGUUGUGAAUGCUUCAUCCCAUGCUGCAGAUACUAAUCAAGAAGGCCCAAUUGAUCAAGAGGAAUAUUAUCGACUUGCUCAACGUGGUCUGCUAUAG
Messenger RNA from Didymodactylos carnosus, 1380 nucleotides. Lineage: Eukaryota; Metazoa; Rotifera; Eurotatoria; Philodinida; Philodinidae. The record is from the annotation of a GenBank genome assembly.